AACAAACUCACAGAAAUAAUUAAUAUUUCCCAAUGGAGAAGAAAUACCUCCUAAUCUUCCCUUUCCUCUUUCUUCUCAAUUCUGCAAUAAUCUUAGCUUCUCCACCUUCAAUCUACGACGCCAUUUUCGAAUGUUUCCAAAACCACAAAAUCCCAAAACCCCAAAUUUCAGAAAUCCUUUACAGCCCCACAAACCCUUCAUUCCCAACCAUCCUCCAAUCCACCCUCCGGAACCGCCGGUUCAACUCGACUGCCACCCCUAAACCGGCCGCGAUCGUAACUCCGGUCUCGGAAUCCCACGUCAGCGCCGCCGUAGUCUGCGCCACCGCCGCCGGAGCCAACCUCCGAAUCCGAAGCGGCGGGCACGACACCGAGGGCUCAUCCUACGUCUCCGGCGAGACCUUCGUCGUCGUCGACAUGACCAAUUUCCGGUCCGUCGACGUCUGCCUGAAAGAUGGCACCGCCUGGGUCGACUCCGGCGCCAUUCUCGGCGAGCUCUACUACGAAAUCUGGAGGAAAAGCAACGAAUUGGCAUUCCCCAGCGGCGAUUGCCCCACCGUCGGCGCCGGCGGCAUCAUCUCCGGCGGAGGGUACGGUAACCUAAUGAGGAAGUACGGACUCUCAAUCGAUCACGUGAUCGACGCACGUGCCGUCCUCGCCGACGGGAGAAUCCUCGACCGGAGGUCAAUGGGGGAGGAUCUUUUCUGGGCGAUUCGCGGCGGCGGCGCCGCCAGCUUCGCCGUCGUUCUAGGGUUCAAAAUAAAGCUGGUUCCGGUGCCGCCACUGGUGACGGUUUUUCAAGUUCAGAAAAGUUCGAUGGAGGAGACAAUCGAGGCUGUUUACAAAUACCAACAGCUGUCUCGAACAAUUGACGAUGAUCUUUUCAUUAGGUUUUUUAUUUGGCCGAUCAAUUCGAACAAGACGACGGUUGCCGGGACAGGCUUCAUCGGAUUAUUCCUCGGCAAUGCGACGAGGCUUUUGUCGAUCAUGGAUUCUCAAUUCCCCGAAUUAGGGUUGAGAUUGUCGGAUUGCCGGGAAAUGCCGUGGAUAAAUUCCGUUUUGAUGUGGGCGGGGCUCAACGUCGAGGCGUCGCCCCGAGUAUUGCUCAAUAGGAAUCCCAACUCCGCUAGCUUUUUCAAGUGGAAGUCCGACUACGUAAAAACCGUGAUUCCCAAAUCCGUGUUGAAAACUAUGUUUGACAAAGUAGUAGAGAUUCGACAUGUAGCUCUCGGAUUCAAUUGGUAUGGAGGAGUAAUGAGCCGAAUUCCAUCAUCAGCCACGGCGUUCCCUCAUAGAGCCGGGAACUUAUUCAAGAUUCAAUAUUUGUCGAGGUGGGACGAAGAUGGCGAGGAAAUUGCACAACAAUACAUCAACGCCACUAGACAAUUUCAUAGCUUCAUGACACCUUUUGUGUCGAAGAAUCCUAGGGAAGCAUACCUUAAUUACCAUGAUUUGGACCUUGGAAUAAUGAACAAUUCGGCGCAAAGCUACGAGCAAGGUAGGGUUUACGGAUUGAAGUAUUUUAAAGAUAAUUUCGAUAAGUUAGUGAAAAUCAAGACUAAGUUUGAUCCGAACAAUGUGUUUAGGAACGAACAAAGCAUUCCUAUCUCUCCCUUUUAGGUAAGAGAGGAUUUUAAUGAAUAAUAAAAACGAUGUCGGGGCCAAGUAGUAGCCGGAUUGAUUUUGUAGUUUAUUUAUGUAAGCACAAUUUAGUAUAUUUUUAUC
Andrographis paniculata is the source of this 1724-nucleotide messenger RNA. Its product is annotated as berberine bridge enzyme-like 21. The transcript has 2 exons. NCBI's taxonomy places the organism in Eukaryota, Viridiplantae, Streptophyta, Magnoliopsida, Lamiales, Acanthaceae. The record is from RefSeq and is a predicted model, not a curated record. The coding region runs from base 33 to 1619 and encodes 528 amino acids. Gene Ontology annotation, molecular function: FAD binding; oxidoreductase activity.